AUGACCGGACACGAAAAUCAUUGUCUCCUGAUCACUUGUGAUUUUGCAAUGAUUGCAAAGUGUCUUGAGAGCUUUACCAGUAGCUUUAGAGGUUUUGGCAUUGUCAGGUACAAUCAAAACUGGUGUGCGUCAUCUUCCUGUUGAUGAUCUUAGCAGAACCCACCAAGUGGGAUCCCGCAAUCUCACAUUUCAGUUUUGGAAAAAAUCUAUUUACUGGGUAUUCUGGACUUUAAAUUCUCUAUUCAUAUGUUUCUCCUAUGGUUAUGGUUAUAUUAUACUAGAAAUGAUGUGAAUCACAUUCUCUUCACAGACUUGACAGAACUAUGCAAGAUAUUGUUUACAAGCUCCUUCCAAGGAUUGAAAGGGGUGAGCUAGCAUUAAGAGUAACAUGGUUAAUAUUAAUCCGGAUUGUAAAGCAGUCGGCCUUUUUGCUAUGGACUUCAGCAAAGCUUUUGACUCUGUGAAACAUGAACUUCUUGCUAGUAAAUUAAAAAAGCUCCCACUGAAUCCAUAUAUUACCAAUUGGUACUUGAACUUUGUAAAGGAUAGAAAACAAAGGGUAUGUUGAAACAACUUUGAGUGUGACUGGAAACCGGUCAACCAAGGGACAACUCAAGGUAGCGUUAGCGGUCCUUACCUUUUUAAUAUCUUCCUCAAUGAUCUUAACAUCACUUUAGGUAAUCAUGACGCGCUAUUUAAGUACGCUGAUGACUCGACAAUUAUUGCUCCUGUAUGGAAGGAGGUAGACUACUCCGAUCAGUUAGUGUCACAGUUUUUAGAUUGGACGAAUACAAAUGGAAUGUCUUGCAACCCAAGCAAAUGUAAAGAGUUGACGAUCAAAAAGAGAGGCAACCACGAUCUCUAUUCACCCAUUGGGAUGAUACCAAGCUGUAAAGAAGUUGAGAUUUUGGGCGUCACCUUCCAAUGUGACAGCAAAUUUUCAGUGCACGUGAAGAACAAACUUAUUAAAGCUAACAAAUCCCUACAUAUCCUUAGAACGCUGCGCAAAGAAGGGUACAAUCAGUCAGAAAUAGACCUUCUCUUUAAUACUAUAGUUCUACCUAAUAUUAAUUACGCAUUAUCUGUCUACGCCGCGUCCGAGUCCGAUCUUACACCCGUACAAUGUUUCUUAGACCGCUGUUUUAAAAGGAAAUAUACGUCUAAGCCUGUAAGUGUUUAUGAUUUCUUUAUAGAGAGGCAAGACCGUAAAAUUUUCAAAAAAGUUUUUAAUGCCAAAGGACAUCCACUUUUAUCUAUUAUGCCUCGUGUUAAACCCUCCAGCUACAAUCUUAGAAAAGAAACUAGUUUUAAACCUAAGAUUAACACUAUGCGCUUUAAAAACUCUUUUAUUAAUCGUUUAGUUUUUAAAUAUGAAUUAGCUAUGUAAUAUACUAGAUAUAUAUACCGGUAUAUAUUUUUUUUUAUUUCUUACUUUUUAACUUUUUAAAUUUCUUACACUUACUUGUAACAAAAGAUAUGUAUUUUUAUCUCUUGAUGAAUAAAGACUUUAUUAUUAUUAUUAUUAUUAAUCAUUUUCAAAACUGAUUCAAGACAUUGCCUGAAAUAUCUCACAUGAAGUGAUCCUAUUAGUUUCUGUAACUGUUUCUGAUUACAUGUAGAUGAUACAAUUAAUUGAACCUUUCACUUUUACCCCAAGUUUGGUCAAUGUUAUUUGGACUGAACCCAGAAUUUAAGUAAACCCAGCUACUUAUAUAACUUUGUUGAUUAGUGCAUCCUGUUUCUUUGAUUUCAGAGGAAAGGCGCAGAGAACGCAAGUUCUACAAAGAUAGGCAGAUACCAUAUCCAACCCCCAGAGGUAUUUCCGCUGAUUUUAAGAAAUGAUAAUAUUAUUAUCUGCCCAGCUUGCAGUUCUAUAAUAGUCCAUUUUCGAGUUCACUAUGACCGCUGAAUUAAAGAAGUGAAGAUGCAUUUUUUACAGCCUUAGCCUCAAUCUGAAGUAAUAUAUUCACAAAGUCCAACAAGAAAAAGACCUGUUUAUUACUCUGUCCAUUGUGUAUAUUCAAAUGAUAUUAUUUCAAACACUUACUUGCCAGAAUUUCUGAAUAUUUUACUUUACGUCAAGGCUAACCCUGUAUGAAUGUGUUGUUAAUUUUUGUAUUCAGCCGUAAUUUUUAAUUUGAAAGUGGACUAUUGUCAGUGCUUAAAAUAAUUAUAAAAUCUAUAUUUUUUUCUGUCUGUUGGGUCUGGCCCAGCUCCAACUACAUGCAUUUUCAUUUAAUUGCUAUAAUGUGGGAUCAAGAAAAUGUUCUAUAAAUUGCAAUUUAAAUUUGUCGUUUUUGCUCCUUUACAUUUACAUCACUAUCUGUAGUCAUUUUUUGUACCAUUUCUAUGGCUCUCGUGUCCAUCGCAUAUAACACAGAAAGGAAUUAUUUAACAAACAGAAGGUGGUGUCAAGAAAUAAUACUUGUUAAUUAUUGAUAGUUCUGUUUUUUAUUGUUUGUUUGACUUUUUUCUGUUGUAGCUUGUCAGACUUCAUCUGUACCAGGACCAUCAAAUGCCGUCAAGAAACAAACAGCAUCAUUACCCAAAAAAAUAAGCAAACCAAAAGUAACAAAAAGCUAUCAUAGAACAGAUGAACAAAUCUCUCUUCAACUUGAGACAUUUAGGUUAGUGAAAUAAUUGAUGAAUUAAUUUGUGAUUAAACCCUGCCUUUUAAUAAAUGUGAGAUGGAGGCUGUGUGGUAGAGUGGUUAACACCUCAAACUCUGGAUCUGGAGUUCUGGGGUUCAAGCCUCACCUGUCCCCUUGUUUCCUUAGACAAGGAACUCUACUCCACCUUGUCUCUCUUCACCCAGGUGUAUAAAUGAGUAUCAGUGGCAUACUGGGGGGGGGGAGGGGGGAGGGGGUAACCCUGUGAUGGACUAGCAUCCCGUCCAGGGGGAAGCAGCUAUACUCCAAGGUAGCUUCAUGCUAAGGAAAUCUGAAUAAGCUCCUGCUGUUUGGGCCUUUGACUCGUGUGUGCCUUUUACCUUACUUUUUUACCUUAGUUGCGAGAUUAAGUGAUACACCUGUAUAAAUUAUUUAAGUAGGCUUAAGAGAGCAUGAAACUGUCUUGAAGAUAACAUUGUUUCCAUAAAUGAAUACCUGGAAAAGAUGUAACAAAAUAAUGUACACCAAAAGCCACUGCAAGAUGUUCACUUAGAACUUUUUUUGACGAAAUAGAAUGUUAUCAGACAGUGUACAGGGCUGUGCUCUAGCAGAGCCCGGUGGUCCCUGGCGCCUAACUUUUGCCCUCAGGAAACUAGAAAAUCUCAGAUUUUUCAUACAAAUCAUAUGCUGGGCACCCUAGAUUUUACAGUUUCAGAGCACUGGGUUCCCUUCAAUUUUCCUUAAAGCACAGCCUUGGUGUAAUAGCAAGUUCGCCCAGGGGUGGUUUUUAUUAUAAACUGGGUUCUGCUGUAUUAUGUACUAAUUGAGUUCAAGGUAUGUACUGUGAGUUACAGACCAAGUUUUUUUGCCAUUGAUUUAUGGCCUCUGUGUGAAGUGCAUUAACCGUCAAUCAAUGGGGAAAAUGAGGAUCUGUAACGUUAAGUAUGGCCUGAGAGUAUGAGGCUAGUAAAAAAAUUGUUUUAUCUCAGAGGUUAAUUGGCGUGUGGGAAAGGGAACAUGUUAGGGCAGUAUACUGAAAUAUGGCCAGCAACAUUCACCAAUCACAGUGCAUGUACUUACUAGGAGAUAUUAUAUGCGUAAUAAACAUCUACUGAUAAAUUAACUGAAUCAGAUGUUUAACUCCAGUCCUCCUGUCUGAAUACAUCACUCAGACAUAUAUUUUUUUAAAAGGGCUUAUAUCGUGUGUUAAGAAGAGGCUUAAUAAAAUAUUAGGUUUCAAUUAGAUUAUUGCAUUAUACAGUAUAUCUUACAUGCCAAUUGUAAAUUGUCCAUGUAAUUAGCACUGUUUUGUGGACCUUUUUUCUGGAAUUAUCUAGCCAGCUUAGCCAGUGCGCACUCGCGUGGCUUUGCUUGCUUGUAGGCUUGAAAAUAGCGCUAUAUAAAUCAAGUGUAAUGUAAUGUAUAAAAUAUAUAAAUAGAUAUUACAGUUACUAACUAUAACUAACUUCAUUUCUAUGUGGCUGGAUGAUAAUGUUAUUGUUUACUUGUUAAAAUUGCAGAGAUGGAAGUGGUGGCCCAGCAAAAAUACAGGUAAAUGUUAACGUUGUUUCUCUUUUAGUUUUGAAAUAGGUCAAGAAGCCAUUGGAGUCUCAUAAAGACUUGUAUGCAAUAUUGAAUAAAUCAGUAUUGACGAAAGUUGAAAUAAAAGCCCAAUUGAUGCACUCUGGCUGCACUUAUUUGCACCAUAAAUGUAUCUGUGUUAUUGUUAGUUGUUGCUUUGAAUGGCUCGCUACUCUCAAAAGGGCAAAGAGGGGGGUUUAGAACUUAAAGAAUGUUAUUAAAAGGGAAAAACGUAUGCAGCGUUUAGGGAAUAAAUGGGAGUGAACUUUUUAUUUGUUGGUUGAUUAACUGAUUGAUUGAUUGAUUGACUGAUUGACUGACUGACUGACUAACUGAUUGACUGACUGACUGACUGACUGACUGACUGACUGACUGACUGAUUGAUUGAUUGAUUGAUUGAUUGGUUGGUUGAUUGACUGAUUGACUGACUGAUUCAUUGAUUAAUUGAUUGAUUGCAGCCACUUCAGAAGAAAUACAUGAGACUCUCCACACAAGUCACCAUUGGCUUAAUACAAAGAUUUUUGGCAGCUAAACUACACUUGGAAUCUGCGAACAUGGUAAAAAGAUUGUAGUUUAGUUUGUCUCUUUUAAACCUAAAUCGCUGCUCGUAAGAUGCUUCGCGCCAAAAGUGAAACACGCCCACCUGAAGCCGAAACACGCUUGUAUCACUCCGUUUUCACUCAUACUCUAGACCGUUUCAUUUUACCAGUGCUCGCAUUCAUGGCGAACGCAAAAUACGGCUUUUUUGCUGUCUACAUAUACAUCUGUCGCCAGAAAUGGUUACGGUGGAAAACAUACAAACAGUCACAUUCUUGGAAACCAAGAUACGAUAGAUAGUGAAGCAAGAGAAAAUUUCUACGAGCAGAGGGUAAGAAAUGGGUGCUGUCGAGUUUUUUCCCUUUUGGUACUGUUCCUCGCCUUACUAUAAAUUCGUUCCUGGCUUUAUGAGGAUGAAAAAACGCAUGAUUUCUACUCUGUGUAUGGAUUGCAACUUGCAGUCCGCCUUUGAAUCCGUCGACGUCUCUUCCGUGGGCAUUAGUACACCCUCGUUUAUCGCGGCUUCCGUGGGCAUCAUUACGCCCUCGUUUAUCGCGGCUCGCGGCUGAAGAGAUUACGCACAGUUUACUCUGUUCAGUAUUUACACGCCAACUUAAUUAGCUAGACGAGUCUUCUGAUCGGAUAGUGUGGUUAUUAGUUGUCCUUGAUCACAUUGUUCGUUGUACAACUGAUUGAAAAAACGUUGUCGCUUAAGAAAGAUUUGCAUCUGCACGAGCAGCUCGUGAUAAUGAAGAGCUUUGUCGAAAGAACUUUGAAUUCGCUUGUCUUAUCAACGUACAGUCAACUCUCGUCAACACGGACACCUUUGGGACCGACACUAAGUGUCCGUUUUGGAGAGAUGUCCGUCUUAUAGAGGUGUCCGUUAAGAGGGAGUCGACUGUAUACCCAUAUCGCUCAUGGUUUAUGCUUUUUAAGCGACAACGUUUUUUCAAUCAGGUAUAUUAUUUAGUGUCACUCACACACUCGUUAAUGACGUAUCCUCUGUUAGGUUGGUAUCCUGUUUGACAAAAUGGAAAAGGGGAAAGAUUUAACGCUAAAAUACAUCAGCGAAAAUCUCUGCACCCAAGAGGUAUGGUUAUUUUUCUUUUUUAACUAAAUGUUUGCUGACCAUUAGUCUCCUAUGCUGCCCCUCAUGAGGGACUUAAAGAUCGACGACGGUGAAAACGCCGCUUAAAAACUGAAUUCCCAUUUUUUUAAUCUUCAUCGCGAUGUUUCCAUCCCACUUACUUUCCACUGGAAUUGAAUUUUUAACAUCACUUUUGAGAAUAUAUGUUGAAUAGCGUACGAAACGUCAAGUUUAUAAAAAUGCGAAAACUCGCAAUGUUUAUCACCGCUGUUUGUGGUUAAUUUUUGAUCAAACUAAGAUGGCCUAAGAAUAAGAGUCUCUAUGAUACCAUAUCCAAGUUCAGAAAGAGUAGGAAAAUUUCCUCUUCGCUUGUGUACGUCUUCCAUAAUUAUAACGUGAAGUUAGGCAUCGUUUCACGUGCAGUGACGGUAAAGAAAUUACCCAGGGUGCCCGAGGUUUUUUCAUCCUAGGACUGAGAAUAUUGCUGUUUUAAUUUAGGUCAAUUUCUUGCUGAAGUCAUUGCUUAGUGCCUUAACCCAAACACAAAAUGUACCUGUUGCAUUAUGAUGUCAAACAAAUUUCACCAGGAAGCAUCAACCAUAAUAAUUAAUUGUUUUGUGAUUAGUAUUAACCCUUUAAGCCCCAGUAUCCACAUACAAAUUCUCCAAACUGAUCUCUAUACAUUUCCUUAAAGAAUGAGUUGAGAGAAUUUGAUAAAAGAUCAAGGCAUUUUUACUCGGGUGAUCAUUUUAUUAAUUCUCAUAACUUAUCUGUUCACUGAUGUAUGGAUAUUGUUAGCAGAAAAUUCAAACCAUGUCCAUCCUUGUCAUCGCAUCCGUAGCAACAGACGAGAGAAAACAGUCUCAGUGCCUGAAUAUAGUCAUAAAUAACAAAACUGGACCUUUAUUUUUGGCAUUUAAUUGAUGCGAAGACAAGUUUUAGCUGAUUAAAACGAUAGUAAGUAGCGUGACAUAGUCCCUUUAAACCUGAUGCUUUUUUGACGUUCUCGUUGCCUUCGCCGUCGUUUCAGGACCUUGAAGUCCCCAUUAUUAAGUCACGCACUGCUCCUCCCUGCAGGUGAAAGAAGCUGCCCUGUACCAAGUCGUCGCUCUCUCGAUGAAAAUCAUUCUCGUCCCCAGAGCCUCCUGUUCUCUUAGCCGGCGAUGUCUGAGCACGAGGACGAGGAGGUCCUCAGGCUCUCGUGCUCAGGGAUCCUCAGGCCUCGCCGGCUUAGGGAACGGGAGGCUCUGGGGACAAGAAUAGAUGAAAAUUCGCGCGCAAAGGAAGGGGGACGCAACCUCGUUCCCAGGGUUGUCUCCUACCUGUCCCCUUCUCGCUCCAAGGGACGGGUAGGACGGAACUCUGGGAACGAGGUUAAACGGGAAGGAGAAAACAGGCGAGAUUUUGCCCCUUUUUUCUCAUGCUUCUUUGCGCUUUGUCACCAGUCACUCGUGUGUCUCGUGUCCUCGAAAAACGAGGCCCCUUAGGAGGGGCAGAGAAAGAAGUCUUCCGAGCCUUUUUUGCCCGCACUCACACUUUUUUUUCGUUUUCAGGAAAAUUCUUCUGGACCACUGAUUCUUCAUUACAGAGCAGUGGAUGUAAAAACCUGAAUCAUUGGGCAGUGCAUGUUGUCAGAAACAGAAUAAUUUCUUCUUGCUUAGCACAGUUAAUACUCGCAUCAUGAGUGUAAAAUUUGUGAGGAUAGGAACAAGAUGUCCUUGAAAAAAUGCGUGCUCAAAAAUUUUUUAAAAGAAUUCCUUCAGCCUGCAUUCAUCGCUGCGUUACCUCCCUUCCCCCUGCCAAAAAUCUUGAUGUUGCAUUUCUGUUCAUUUCUUUACAACUUACUCGUCAUACUUUAUGGCCAAUCACACAUCUUGUUUGGAAGGAUAAAAGUGUGUUUACAGAAAAUGUUACUGAGAGUCUUUCUCUAAACCAGAGCUGGCAAAACGCUUGGCCUGACUUGGGAUAUUUAAGACCCACCGUUCCCCGUAACCCAGUGUUGACAAUAAUUUCCUACCUAAAACAAAAUGUUGUGUUUGGGGAGGGGUAGGUUGCCAGUUUCUCCAGAAUCUUACACUGAUCCAAAUCUUCCUAAGGGGAGGAAGGGAAGGAACAAUCGCCAUCUGACUUCUUCCGAAACGUGGGUCCUUUUCAAAGAAUAACCUCCCUUGAAAUGUAUGCAGUAGCUUAGCUAUUGGCCUGGGAAACAAGCGUUUCUGGAGCGUUUAAGCGGGUUUGAUGCGCCAUCAAGCGCCUCCAAAAUACGGGUGUUGCAGCCUAACGAAUCUGAAUGCUUCUGUUUUAACUGCCUCUGUACGAAUUUGUCUAGUUAGAGCACUGAAAGAGAGAAAAUCUCAACUUCCGGUUGCCAUUUUUGACUUCCGGGACGUCAACGUUGUCGUUGCGUAGGGUUAAGGGUUGGUUGUCGUUGCUAUUGGGUCAAAGGGUAGGUUUGUUAUGGUAUCUUACAUUACGUAGCACGGUCUGCAAGACCACCAAACUACUAUUAACCAAAAUGUACCUGUAGCAUUAUGAUGUCAAACAAAUUUCACCAGGAAGCAUCAACCAUAAUAAUUAUUUGUUUUGUGAUUAGUAUUAACCCUUUAAGCCCCAGUAUCCACGUACAAAUUCUCCAAACUCAUCUCCAUACAAUUCCUUAAAGAAUGAGUUGAGAGAAUUUGAUAAAAGAUCAAGGCAUUUUUACUCGGGUGUUCAUUUUAUUAAUUCUCGUAACUUAUCUGUUCACUGAUGUAUGGAUAUUGUUAAGAGAAAAUUCAAACCAUGUCCAUCCUUGUCAUCGCAUCCGUAGCAACAGACGAGAGAAAACAGUCUCAGUGCCUGAAUAUAGUCAUAAAUAACAAAACUGGGCCUUUAUUUUUGGCAUUUAAUUGAUGCGAAGACAAAUCUUAGCUGAUUAAAACGAUAGCAAGUAGCGUGACAUAGUCCCUUUAAACCUGAUGCUUUUUUGACGUUCUCGUUGCCUUCGCCGUCGUUUCAGGACCUUGAAGUCCCCAUUAUUAAGUCACGCACUGCUCCUCCCUGCAGGUGAAAGAAGCUGCCCUGUACCAAGUCGUCGCUCUCUCGAUGAAAAUCAUUCUCGUCCCCAGAGCCUCCUGUUCUCUUAGCCGGCGAUGUCUGAGCACGAGGACGAGGAGGUCCUCAGGCUCUCGUGCUCAGGGAUCCUCAGGCCUCGCCGGCUUAGGGAACGGGAGGCUCUGGGGACAAGAAUAGAUGAAAAUUCGCGCGCAAAGGAAGGGGGACGCAACCUCGUUCCCAGGGUUGUCUCCUACCUGUCCCCUUCUCGCUCCAAGGGACGGGUAGGACGGAACUCUGGGAACGAGGUUGGGCGGGAAGGAGAAAACGGGCGAGAUUUCGCCCCUCUUUUUUCUCAUGCUUCUUUACGCUUUGUCACCAGUCACUCGCGUGUCACUCGCGUUUAGCGCUCGUGUCCUCGAAAAACGAGGCCCCUUAGGAGGGGCAGAGAAAGAAGUCUUCCGAGCCUUUUUUACCCACUCUCACAACAUUUCUUUUUCGUUGUCAGGAAAAUUCUUCUGGACCACUGAUUCUUCAUUACAGAGCAGUGGAUGUAAAAACCUGAAUCAUCGGGGAGUGCAUGGUGUCGGAAAUAGAAUAAUUUCUUCUUGCUUAGCACAGUUAAUACUCGCAUCAUGAGUGUAAAAUUUGUGAGGAUAGGAACAAGAUGUCCUUGAAAAAAUGCGUGCUCAAAAAUUUUUUUAAAGAAUUCCUUCAGCCUGCAUUCAUCGCUGCGUUACCUCCCUUCCCACUGCAAAAAAUUUUGAUGUUGCAUUUCUGUUCAUUUCUUUACAACUUACUCGUCAUACUUUAUGACCAAUCACACAUCUUGUUUGGAAGGAUAAGAGUGUGUUUACAGAAAAUGUUACUGAGAGUCUUUCUCUAAACCAGAGCUGGCAAAACGCUUGGCCUGACUUGGGAUAUUUAAGACCCACCGUUCCCCGUAACCCAGUGUUGACAAUAAUUUCCUACUUAAAACAAAAUGUUGUGUUUGGGGAGGGGUAGGUUGCCGGUUUCUCCAGAAUCUUACACUGAUCCAAAUCUUCCUAAGGGGAGGAAGGGAAGGAACGAUCGCCAUCUGACUUCUUCCGAAGCGUGGGUCCUUUUCAAAGAAUAACCUCCCUUGAAAUGUAUGCAGUAGCUUAGCUAUUGGCCUGGAAAACAAGCGUUUCUGGAGCGUUUAAGCGGGGUUUGAUGCGCCAGCGAGCGUCUCCAAAAUACGGGUGUUGCAGCCUAACGAAUCUGAAUGCUUCUGUUUUAACUGCCUCUGUACGAAUUUGUCUAGUUAAAGCACUGAAAGAGAGAAAAUCUUAACUUCCGGUUGCCAUUUUUGACUUCCGGGACGUCAACGUUGUCGUUGCGUAGGGUUAAGGGUUGGCUGUCGUUGCUAUUGGGUCAAAGGGUAGGUUUGUUAUGGUAUCUUGCAUUACGUAGCACGGUCUGCAAGACCCUCAAACUACUAUGAACCAUAGCGUGUUUAGUGAUUGGCCUGGUGUUGCUCUGGUGCGUUGAUGGUCGGCUAGGAAAAUAUCGCGCCAAUUUCCUGACCAAUCACAGGUUUAAUCUAUACAAUCCGGACUUAUUCGCAACCAGCAUUUUCGCGCCAUAGUGUUCUAAAGCGAUGACGUCGUAAAAAAUAUAAUAUUAGAAUUAAUGGGAUUUGUUGGAUAUUUUGAAAGAACAACAUCUGGAAGGUCUUCUGGCCAAACAAUCGCAUUGUGGGGUAAAUUGUCUCGGGAGAUACUGGUCCCGUUUUGCUCUGAUGACUCCAC
Porites lobata is the source of this 10619-nucleotide messenger RNA. The record is from the annotation of a GenBank genome assembly. NCBI's taxonomy places the organism in Eukaryota, Metazoa, Cnidaria, Anthozoa, Scleractinia, Poritidae.